AUUAUUAAACGUAUAAAAGCCAUUCUCUUUAAGCUCUUUUUGUUUUUUUGCUUGACAGGGACACUAGUGUAUUUUUAUGUUGUGCAGUCUGUUUCCAGCGCUUGGUUGGCUCUCAGAUUUUAGAGCAAAUGGAAUUGCAGAGGCAUGGUUGAUAUCGUCUUUCUCAGUUUGACAUCACUCGAGAUAGAGAGAGAGAGACUAGUUGUAGGUUACUGUAUUUUCGAGGUGAGGCGGGGGUAGCGCGCUGAGGUGGAGGAGAACAAGGGCGCCCGGUGGAAACUGAGAGCGGUAAUGGACUUGGGUGCUGUCAUUGAUAAAACGCUGCAAGGUGAAAAUUGAGUGAAAAUGACAUUUCGCGGCCAGACCUCUACAGUGAAAGCAGCUGGGUUCAUAUUUAUCCCUCGGAUUUCAGGCACCCUCAGUGGGGUCUCAGAUUCUCUGAUCAUCGAAUGAAAAGCGCACCCGAUACAUAAUUGGGUCCUGUUAUUACUCGGGGCAGAAAGCUUCUUCUCUUUGUAUCUUUGUCAAGCACAAUCUGACCUUUUGGUUAAUCGAAGAAAAUGUAAUUAUUUAUUAAACAUAAAUAGGCUAAUUCUUCGUGAAAUAAAUGUUGAAACCUGCAGAGAAAAAAAAAAUGUAUAUGUGAUUUUACGCAAUGAGGUUGAGUAAGAAAUAAUUAAUAAAACGCACUCCUUGAUAAUGGUUUACGUUUUUUGUCAAAAAGCUAUUUGAUUAGAACAUAAACCAUUUCAAUAAUUAAACCACAAAACAGUAUUAUCUGGUCCGAUAUAAAGGCUGCACUGUAAUGAAGGGCCGAAAUAUUACAAUAUUACAUCGUCAUUUUCGCUUAUUUCAUGACAGACAAAAUGUUGCGUUAUUACAUAGCAAUAACUAGAGCCAUGUGUUUAGAUAAGACACGGCUCUGGUAAUAACAUCCGUGUUUGCACUCUGACUUUGAGCUGUUCUCCUGUGGGAUUAUAGAUUUUUUUUAAACUUCCUCUAAACCAUGCACACAAAAAAUCUAGGGGGUACAAAGUACAUGAGGACGGCUGGGGGGGUGGUGAAAUUGGAGAAUUUGACAUUUUUCAAUCAGCUGAAAUAGCUUUUUCUUGUAGUCUAGAGCCAUAAUCAUAAUGCUUAAUUAUAUGUAUAAAAAUAUAAAAUAAAAAGUAUUUAAUGACUAAAAUAACCAUUUGAGCUCUUCAAUGGUUCCUUACAGUUCACAAAAGGGUUCUUUACUCAUUUAGUGAUAAUUCAAAUGUAGGACACGCUUAGAAUAUUGUUGUGUAACCGUGAGUCAGAGUGUCAUUCCAGUUAGUCUCAUGUGUUGUGUUAGGCCAGUAUCUGCGUUUAGUCGUUCGAAGUGCUUUGUGAAAGACUCAUGUAUGGUCUUGUUAAUUGAGAACGAUUGAUGAAAUCAGUCAGUUCUCAAUUCUUUCUUCAGGGACCCCCAUCUGUUCCAGCGGUAGCUCACUCGACUCAACUUGUCGAUUAACACAGUAAUAACACCUAUGGAAUUCUAACAAUAUAAUAUGGCUGACCAGAAUUGAAAAAAAAACGGAUUGUUUUUCAAAAUAAUCUAUAAAAUGACCUUUCAUGUUGAGAAAUGUUCUUUAUAUCACCAAACAGGUUCUAAUUAGCAUGGUUCUUUAUUGAACCUUCAAAAAAGGGCUCCCGCUAUGGUUACAAGCCAAAUGACCCCUAUCUGGUGUUAUUUAGAACCAUUAUUUUCUUGUGUGUAGUUGACCAUCUACCUUUUUCAUUAUAUUCAGUCAAUGCCUCUGUGAAGUAAAUAUGGAAAGGUUGCCAGUUGCCUUUAAAACAUUCACAUUUAUUUACCACACUUUUAAGUUAAUUGUUGGUGACCUUUCUGGUUCCCUUUAGGGCUCUAAGGUAGAGAUGACAAACUGCAUCCAUGCACUAUCCAUUCACUCUCAGCAGUACUAUGGCCACCGGACAUUUGACUCAGGCUAAUAUUCAGUAUUGGAAUAGGCUUCUCUUGCACCCUGGUCAUGAUGUACAGUUAAACGAUGGAUUGUGGAAUGAGUGUGUGGAUUCAGGAUCAGGACGCUGUUGGCUUUUAUCCACAGUAGUAAUGAAAGUGCUACGAUUUCAGAUUAGUCCUGCAGAUAUGUAAUGGAGAGAGAGAGAGAGACUGAAUGGAAUGGAAGUGCAACGCUUUCAGAUGAACAAUGCAGAUAUCUAUUGGCUAUUUCCUAUGUUCGUGCCACCAGAACUGUAGAUACAUUUAUAUAUGGAGCCAGAGUCUUUGGCUGAAAGGUUUUGUGAUGACUAAUUUCUAAGCUAUCUGCACUCUAACAAAAUGCUGUAGAUAUUUUUGGCCAACCGUGAGAGUGAAUGCCAUUCCAGUUAAUACAUUCUGUCGUAUUGUCAAGGAAUUACAAGGGUUGAGUCAGUCAGUCAAAUACAUGGUGGAGAGUGUGGUGAAUUGGUGGUGGCGAUGAUGAUGAUGUUGUCGUCUGUCCUGCAAAGUUAGGAUGUGUUAGUUAUCCUGUGAGAGGUUUUGUUCUGAAAAUACUGCGGUCUAUUAUGACCCAAGCUUAUGGUCAUGUUGCAGCAGUGUGUAGGAGGGAGAUGUAACAAGUGUGCAGGAGGGCACGAGACGAAGGAAUGCGUCGCAUCGGUGGAGAAAGUUGUGUGUUAGCUGUGGCGGUGCCCAUGGGGUUGGAGAUCGGGUCUCCAGUGAGACAAUAGGCAGGUUGAGGGUCCGAGUAGUACAGACAGUGUCGUAUGCCGAAGCAGUGAAGAGAGGGGUAGAGGAAGAUGGGUACAGCGUGGGGGAUCCCGAGAGGAUUUCUGUGAGUAGGAAGAGACCAUUAGAGAGGGAUGGGAAUAAUAUGCGCUUCAGUAAGGUGGGUUUCUUAGCAUUCAUAGACGUGCUUGUCAACCGAACCGCAGAAAUGCAACGUGAGUCACAGAGAAUUUGAGGUUGUGGUGGCAGCUGCAGAGAAGUCCUUGGGUUUGUGAGUUUUUGCUGCAAAAGAUUUGCAGGGGGUGUUGAGUGGUAGUUCUUUCCUCCCAGACCUUUGGCCUGGAGAAGGAUUAGAUAGGGUUAAAUAAUGGAAUUAGGGUAGUGUUUUUUUAGCGAGGGCUAAUAAUUGUCAGGGUCAUUUUCCUUUUCCCCCAAUUUUGUAUUACCAGAAGUUAGUAGUAGGUGGCGGUGUAUGCAACUAGAAGUUGGAUGUGAACCAAUCCCAAAGUAGAAGAAGAAGAGUCAGUGAAAGUAACUUGAAGAGGACUCGUGAUGAUUUUUUUGCAUUUCUUCCAUCCAGAGGGCGCGGGCGCUCACAGCCAUGCACAUUGGGGCAAUAACUAUGACUUGCUUUGCUCUUUGGAGCAGGGUGCCAUUAAAAGGAGUGAUGGAGUUAAGUGCUGAGGAGGAUCAACUGAAAUGGAAGAUUCCAGGUGUAUGUGACUCCCGCCAUUUGGUGCGACGCAGACCCAGUGGAGAGCGUGGUGAAACAGAGAAGACACUGUCUGUCCUGCUGAGUUUUUAACCUGACAGCCAUGGUUAUCAACUGUACAGCAGAAAUGGAACGUGUUGCCAGCGAACCCAGAGGAGUCGUGGCAGGUGUACAGUUCAGCCCAGGACAGUGAGGGGAGGUGUGUGUGCACCGUGGUGGCACCGCAGCAGUCCAUGUGUUCACGAGAUGCCCGCACCAAACAGUUGAGGCAACUGCUCGAGAAGGUCCAGAACAUGACCCAGUCCAUCCAGGUGCUGGAUCAGCGGACACAGAGGGACCUGCAGUACGUGGAGAAGAUGGAGGUGCAGCUGAGAGGUCUGGAGACCAAGUUCAGACAGGUGGAGGAGAACCACAAGCAGAACACUGCCAAGCAAUACAAGGCCAUAAAAGCGAAAAUGGAGGAGCUUAGGCCGUUGAUACCAGUGUUGGAGGAGUACAAGGCCGAUGCCAAAUUGGUAUUGCAGUUUAAGGAAGAGGUCCAGAACCUGACGUCAGUUCUAAGCGAGCUCCAGGAGGAGAUGGGAGCCUAUGACUACGAGGAACUCCACACCAGAGUGUCAAAUCUUGAGGAGAGACUCCGAGCAUGCAUGCAAAAAUUAGCAUGUGGGAAGUUGACGGGCAUCAGCGAACCUGUCACCAUCAAGACGUCUGGAUCCAGGUUCGGAUCCUGGAUGACUGACCCUGCAGCACCGGAGGGAGAUACACGGGUGUGGUACAUGGAUGGUUACCACAACAACCGAUUUGUGCGGGAGUACAAGUCCAUGGCGGACUUCAUGACGACGGACAACUUCACGUCUCACCGCCUCCCCCACCCAUGGUCCGGUACAGGUCAGGUGGUCUACAACGGCUCCAUCUACUUCAACAAGUUCCAGAGCCACGUCAUCAUCAAGUUCGACUUCAAAACCUCCACCAUCAGCAAGUCCCGACAGCUGGACAACGCCGGCUACAACAACAUGUAUCACUACGCCUGGGGCGGCCACUCCGACAUCGACCUCAUGGUGGACGAGGGCGGGCUGUGGGCCGUCUACGCCACCAAUCAGAACGCAGGGAACAUCGUGAUCAGCAAGCUGAAUCCCAGCACGCUGCAGAUCAUCAAGAGCUGGACCACCAACCACCCCAAGAGGAGCGCCGGCGAAGCCUUCAUGAUCUGCGGUACUCUCUAUGUUACCAACGGUUACUCUGGAGGGACCAAGGUGUACUACGCUUACAGCACUAACUCCUCCACGUAUGAGUACAUAGACAUCGCCUUCCAGAACAAGUACUCCCAUAUCUCCAUGCUUGACUACAACCCUCGGGACCGUGCGCUCUACGCCUGGAACAACGGACACCAGGUCCUGUACAACGUCACGCUGUUCCACGUCAUCAGCUCACAGGAACUGUAACCACAGAGGCAGGACUAUAUACAAUAUAAUAUAUACACACAAUAGAAAGAGAGAGAUCAUUCUAUAUAUGAACAUAUAUCUAUGGGAGACUUUAUGGAAAGAGUAUCAUAUAUAGUAUAUUGUAAAACUGUACUACGAGAGAUUAGAUUAAACGUGACUGGAACUGCAACAUAGAUGAAUGUGCACUAUCUAUUGGAAUUAAAAAGAUAACUGUUUGCUAAGAAGGAAAGAAACAUGAUACAUCUAGAGAUCAAAAUGAUAUAUUGGACUGAAAAGAACAGAUGCCAAAUAAACAUCACGCCUUUUUGAAUCAUGAAUAGUAACUAUCGUAGAAGAUUGUCUUGGUGGCUCUGUGUGUCUCUGGAUGGACUGUACCUCCUUCCUCCUUCCUGGACUUAUCUCAGGGUCAGGGAGGUCCUAGCAAUGGACUAUGGGAUUGGUUAUUAACUGUUUGCCAACCAGGACCCCCUGGCCCCUCAGACAGAGAGGGAGAACCUCGCCCCUCGAACAGAUAACGGGAAAACAGAGGAGGUCCUGGUCAAACGGUGAGAACUGUGGGAAGAUAUUAUGUCCAGAUGACCACCGAGCCUAUGACCACAGUCUGUCACACACACUUUUAUCCAUUCAGUAGCAAAUAAAGAAGUCUGUAAACAAGUAAACAGCAACAACAUCAACAUCCAUGAGAAGACCUGGGCCUGUAUUCACCAAGAGUCUCAGAGUAGGAGUGCUGAUCUAGGAUCAGGUCCCCUCUCUUAUGCGUUAUGUUUGAAGGGCAAAUCUGAUCCGAAAUCAGCACUCACUUUUUGAAUACAGUCCCUGAAAGCACUGACUGUUGGGGCGAACUGUUGUAUUGUACAAGAAGAAGGCUGGGAUUCAAUCAGAGCCGCGUAGUAACGCACUUGACAUUUAAAGGUAAAAUUGAUUGAGCCGACAUCUGCAGCGUUUCCAUAGACGCAAUCUCCGCGAACUUUGCCUCUAAAAGCCGAAUUGUCGACUUCGCUAAGACGCGACUAUUGGAUUGAAUCCCCGGUUGAAGACUUUCCUGUGUUUGUGACUCCGUGUGAAACAGCCUUGAUUUGCAUGAGUGUUUUUUUUUACCAUUCUCGUCUGCUACCUUCUGAACGUCGUUGUGCUGUAUUAUACUGUACCUAUUGAAGAAGGGGAUGGGGUAAAGGGUUAGUGUAGGUACCUUUGGGAUUUCAGGGGAGGGGAGUUACAAAGCUGUUUGCUUUUUCACUUGUUUGUUUAUAGAAUGUUUUUUUUCUUCCAAUCAGAUCAUUUUUUUUGGGGGGGGGGGUAAUGUUCUUGUAUCACCCCCUAACUGUUGGCACCGGCUUUGCUUCUCUGUCUGUGUUUAGUUGGGACAUGCGUGGGAGAACCCUAGCUCAUAUCCAGUUGAUAUAUUUCAGAAGAUUAGAAAAUAAUAGAUUGUAUCACGUAAUAUAUCCAGGAGACCUGGGCUCAGUCCUAUGGCUUCAACCUAACCAUCAUCAGCCUACUGUUUGAAGUAUCCCUCUUAGUCGAGGGUAAUGAUGUUAAAUGUAUAUCUCCCCUCCCACCCACCAACAAAAGAAUAAUGCUGUUUAAAUGUAAAUCCCAUCGCAGAGGACAAUGGCUUUUCACUCUUUUUGCGCUUUUGCUGGACGUGUGUUGUACCUGAGAUGAGAUAGUUAAUGGUUUGUGUCAAUAAACAGAGAAUCUUUGUUCCGAGCUGAUGCCUCACACAGUCUGAAUGACAAAAUGAUUGAGCGCCAUGGAGCCACAAAAGGGGGAAUCGAAGAGCCCCAGGUUAUGGCUGCUGUUUCUGUGCAUGUGACUGACUGUAAGACCACCUCAUGGGUCUUACUCUAAAGUCAUGUUUUUUGAGUGUAUUCUGCUUCAGAUAAAAGUUCAAGAAAGAUUAUUCCUUAAAUGGAGAUAAUUUACAGUAUAUAAUUUUCCGUAUGUGGACAAGUGUUUCAGAAUCAGUGGUGGGGUGUAGUUAACCACAUGUAGUUCAACUAGUAACUUAACUACAUUCUGCAGUAGCUUGGUGGUAGCUGAACUACAUUCAAAUCUUGUUAGUAUUUUCAGUAGUUGAUUACAUUUCUGCAAUGUUAGCGGUGUACUUAACUACUGGAACUGCAAAGUACUUUUUUUGCAGAAAGAAAAGAAAAUCAGAACUGCCUUAUACUCACUUGAAACAUUGUCUUUGUGUUUAAUAGACUAUAUUACCUAUUCUGCAAACAUCUGACUCCAGAGUGAACUGUUCUUGCAAUUUGUAGUCUGACAUUUUUUUUAAACAUUUUGUUGCAUUACAAA
This is a messenger RNA of Oncorhynchus mykiss (rainbow trout), 7168 nucleotides long. Its product is annotated as noelin. The record is from RefSeq and is a predicted model, not a curated record. Gene Ontology annotation, biological process: signal transduction. Lineage: Eukaryota; Metazoa; Chordata; Actinopteri; Salmoniformes; Salmonidae.